AUGUCUCGUACUCAGACGAAGAAUAACGUCUCUGCACGGAAUAAUAACGCUCAAAAUGCCACAACUUCAACCGUCCUCCUGACUCCUCAAAAACGUAAACGUCUCAGCCCUGAAUCGAGCCUUACAUCAUGCACGGAACGUUCGCCGUCAUCCAAAAAGGCUCAGGCGAAGCAUGAUAUUAUCCUUGAGUGUCGACGCAAGACGUCACAUUCGUUGACGGAACUAUAUAAAUGGACAUUUACGCAAGCUGCGGUAGCCCCUGUACGCGUGAAGCAUGUGUUCGAGAUGGAUCAUGAGGGGAACGACAACGAGGAGUUCUAUUGGAUGGGCCGCGUGCCUUGUCGAACUGUGAAGAUUGUGGGUAUGGUUGUAGGGGUUGAUGAAUUUGAUGAUAUGUUACGAUUUAAGGUGGAUGAUGGUACAUCUGUCAUCGAUUGCGACUUGAAGCAACCGAAACCAGCGAAACCACCGUCAACGCCGGAAUCCCGGCUAACUGUUGGCGCUAUUGUUACUGUUCAAGGACGUAUAUUCCAUGGACGAGGCUCGAGGUAUUUGCGGCUAGAGCCUGCUAUUUGUAAGUCUGCGAACGACGAACCUCGACACUGGUUGGAAGUCCUUAAACUAUGCCACGAACAUUAUUACCUUCCCGAUCCUUUUGUCAUACCGAAGUUAGAACCACAACUUGACGCUAAUCCUGUUGCCUCCUCAUCGAAGGAUCCCGUGGCCCAGUCUUCUCCUGCGUCGGUAUCCUCGCCCGUAGGGACUGAAUCCAGUCGAUCGUCUACUUCGUCUCCUCAACGGCCCCGUUUGCGGCAUCCUUCGCGACUACGCUCACGAGACCUUACAGAUGUUACGUUCCGUAUCUAUGUUAAGCAUUAUAUGGACUUUGCACCCCCUUGCCGCCCUUCGCGAGUGUCGUCCUCCGACGAGGACGAAGACGAUCCGAUUCAUUUCAAUGACCCGUGCGCGACACCAACUCCGAAGAGUCGACACCGGCGUUGUCAUUCUCCACUUUUAACUCCCAAACCCAGAAAAAUCCUUCAGACAACUAAUCAGGCGGAAGAUGAAGAAACUCAAUAUGGUUUCACGCUAGGCUACCUCCGCCGUGUUCCUGUUCUGGCUGAGAUGGCAUUGGCAGUUGUGUGGGCUGAAGGAAAACGUCGUGAGAGAGAGAAGAGGAAACGCGAGAAGGAGAAAGGCCUGGAUUGCCGGCAAACGCAAGCAAGUAAUUCGUCUAAUACUUCAUCUCGGUUCAAGUCGAAUGGUGCCUCGGAUCCGGAGCAAGUUGCGAGAAACAUGAAACGAUUAUUUCAGAAGACGAUACGAGAACUUCACAAGGCUGGGAAUAUUGUUAUUUGGAAUGGACCCGCUCGGCCUAUUGAGCAUGCAUCUGACGCAGAUGGAGAUGAUUCUGGAUUAUGGAAAAAUAGUAAUGGGUCUAUGCCUCUACCAUCCACCGCGAGCACCGUAAGCAGCGUCACAUCUAGCGGCCCUAGUCAAGAAGAGCAGUUUGCUGGAUACCUAUCAGAUCCUGAUGACCAGGAAGAAUCUUAUCUACCCAUCACACCGCGAACACUAUCGCCUAUCGUCAUGCGUGCACUACGUACCCUCACUGGAAUCGACAAAACCGCUCGCACAUCGUCGCGUAAACAAAGACCACCAACUGCAGACGAGUUGGCCUCGUAUUUGCAAAGGUCGGAUGCGCAGUGGACGAAUCUUGGUAGUUGGGACGUGCAAGAUGCUUUGGAGAGGCUACUGAAUGAGGAUCGUGUAUUCAAGGCGGGAGGAGGUCGAUGGGCUGUUUGCAGCUGA
Messenger RNA from Fomitiporia mediterranea MF3/22, 1812 nucleotides. RefSeq lists its product as uncharacterized. Bases 1 to 1812 code for a protein of 603 amino acids. Gene Ontology annotation, cellular component: site of double-strand break; chromosome, telomeric region; DNA replication factor A complex. Lineage: Eukaryota; Fungi; Basidiomycota; Agaricomycetes; Hymenochaetales; Hymenochaetaceae. The record is from RefSeq and is a predicted model, not a curated record. The transcript is spliced from 6 exons. Gene Ontology annotation, biological process: double-strand break repair via homologous recombination; DNA replication; nucleotide-excision repair.